UAGUUAACGUCGCCCCAAAAGAAAAGCACAAACAAAAAAAAAAACGCACCUCGAACAGAUCGCAAAUAAAUUAAUAAUAAAGAAAAAAUCAAUCAAUUAACGAAUUCAUCAGCCAAAGGCCUUACUAGUGUUGUGUUUAUAAAAUUUUGUGUAAAAUUUCUGUGCAUGGUUUCUGAAGGUUAAACCGAAAAAUCGAAUAUCCGACAGCAACAAAAUUAUAUAUAUAUAUAUAUAUAUAUAUCUAUAUACAUAUAUAUACAUAAAUUUGUAUAUAAGCAAAUCCCUUACGAAACAACAACAACAACAACAAAAUCUCGUGUACAACAAUUAACCAACAGUUUCGAAUUGUUCAAGAAACAACAACAUCUACAUCUACAACAACAACAACAAAAGCAGCAACAAACAUUUUCUGGACACGAACUAGAAAAUUUAGUACGUCGCAUCAGUUUUUGGCCAACGCUCAGAUACAGAUACAUCUGCGGCCAGCAGCAGCAGAAAUCAGAUAAAAUAUAUUCAACAAAAAUUUUUAGAAACUUUUCAAGCUCCCCCCGCAUCCCCUCAACAAAUUCCGGCUUAGUGCAAUAGGAAAAUGGCCCAACCACAAUUGCUGCAAAUCAAAUUGUCACGUUUCGAUGCCCAGCCCUGGGGAUUUCGCCUGCAGGGCGGUGUGGACUUUGCCCAGCCGCUGUUAGUGCAAAAGGUGAACUCGGGCAGCCUUUCCGAGCAGGCUGGCCUGCAGCCGGGCGACGCAGUCAUCAAGAUCAAUGACGUUGAUGUCUUCAAUUUUCGUCACAAGGAUGCCCAGGACAUUGUGGUGCGCUCGGGCAACAAUUUUGUCAUCACAGUGCAGCGCGGCGGCUCCACCUGGCGUCCACAUGUGACGCCCACCGGCAACCUGCCCCAGGCCAAUUCGCCCUAUUUGCAGACAGUGACGAAAACUUCUCUGGCUCAUCAUCAACCGGACAGCCAGCACAUUGGUUGUGGCUACAACAACUCGGCGCGUCCAUUUGCCAACGGUGGCGGCGAUGGCGGCGUGAAGAGCAUCGUCAAUAAACAAUACAACACCCCGGUUGGCAUUUACAGCGAUGAAUCUAUUGCGGAAACACUCUCCGCCCAGGCGGAGGUUUUGGCUGGCGGUGUGCUCGGUGUCAACUUUAAGAAGAACGAAAAGGAAUACCAGGCCGAUCGCUCGGAGGUGCUGAAGUUCCUGCGCGAGGAGGAAACAGGUGGAUCGACUCCAGAGCCGCACAGCCCGGCCAACUUCUACUGGACGCAGAGCCACGCGAUUGGCGGCAACGAGCGCCGCACGCCGCUGCCCCACAGCCAAAUGCAGGCGCAGUCGCAGUCGCAGGCAGGACGCCAGGAUGAGCGCAUCGGCACCAAUUUGCAGCAAAAUACGCUGGCGCCGGCGGCCACGCACAGGCCCAGUCUGCCGGUUGCGAAGCCCCAGCAGACCGAGGAGGAGCAGCUGCAGCAGCAGCAGGAGCAGGCCGAUCCGCGCAUCAUUGUUAUGCCCAUAUGCCCGGCGCUGCAGGGUCCCGACUACAAGGCGGAUAUGGAUGCGGCUGCAGCGGCAUUGGCCAGCGAUGCUGGUGGUGUGCGUCCUUUGUCCGCCAGCGGACAUCCGGCAUGUCAAUUGUGCGGCGUGGGCAUUGUCGGCGUUUUUGUGCGCAUCAAGGACAAGAAUCUGCACGUGGAGUGCUUCAAGUGCGCCACUUGUGGCACCUCCCUGAAGAACCAGGGCUACUACAACUUCAACAACAAGCUCUAUUGCGACAUUCAUGCCAAGCUGGCUGCCCAGCAGCAUCCACCAGCCGGCACCGAGGGCUAUGUGCCAGUGCCCAUUAAGCCGAACACCAAGCUGAGCGCCAAUACCAUCUCCUCGGCCUUGAGCUCCCACGGCUAUGGCAGCAAUGGCUACUCGAAUGGCAAUGCCACGCCCACACCGGCACCGGUCAACCAGGGCUAUGCGCGCCCCUACGGCGCCUCUCAGCCGCCAGCGGCAGCGCCCAAGUCGCCGGUGCCGGUAUCCUCGUAUCCACCGCAGCAGCAGCAGCAAUCGCCACGCCCCGCUGGCAAUCCCUAUGCCACCUUGCCGCGCUCCAAUGUUGGUCAACAAGGUAAGACGAUGACAGAAGGCUUGCAGCCGCAGUUUGAGGAGGAAUGCUAUGAGGUGGACGUUGAGGUCGCCUUGGCCGCCAGUCGACGCUCCCACGGCUCAAGCUUCUCCUGGCCACCGCCACAGGACGAGGGUCACACGGCGCCAACAGCUGCGCCCCUUUAUAUAGCGCCGCCCGAGACGCAGCAUGUAGUGGUGGCAAAUCCUGUGCAGGAGGUGCCACCGCUGCCGCCGGGCAGUGCUACCUCGCGACUCGAUCCGCAGCCGCAAGUGCAGCAGAAGUCGCAACAGGCGCAGCAGUUGCAGCCGGCGCAGGCUCCUCAGUGGCAGAGCUACUCGGCGCCACAGCUGACCAAUCAACGGGUGCAGCAGGCACAACUGGAACAGGAAUCGAGCUCGGACAGCUACACUUCGACAUCGACAACGACAACCAACACCUCGGAGGAGUACCAGCGCAUGUAUGCCGCCCAGCUGCAGGCCUAUCAGAUGCAGCAGGCCUUUGAGCAGUCCGGCUCCGAGCUGGACUAUCAGCUGUACUAUGGCAGUGCCCAGGAUGUGCACGAGUCUGCGUCGGGCCGGCGAAGCGCACAGGAAUGCGUCGACUCGCUCUCAGCACCGCUGAGCACCUACAAGCUGAUCGAUAUGGUAAGGGAAGUGACGCCCAGUCCCGUUCCGGCGGCAGCGCCAGCGCCCGCACCUGCUGGACGCCACGUGGCAUUCAACGAUGAGCCCGAGAUCAAGGAGCUGCCCCAGCUGCACACAGAGCUGGAGACGAUACCUGAGUCGGCCGCGGAGGCCGAGCAGGCAGCCGCUGCAGCCGCUGUGACAGCCUGGGUAGACGACGACGGGCAGGCUGAUGAUCGGGAGGGCCUGAUCAUCGAUCAGCGCUGUCAGAUCCUUGAGAGCGAGCGCAUGUUUCAGCCAACGCCAGAGAUUAACUUUGAAAUAGCGCCCGUGCGCCAACGUCCGGCGCCCUCCAAGAUACCCAAUCCCAUGCCCAAGGAGUGGAUCAAUCCCAUGAUUCGAGUGCUUACCACAGCACCGGAAGUGCCCUUCCAUCUGGUCGAGUGUCCAUUCCCCAAGCCCUGCGAUGAUGAUUUCGAGGCAGCUGCGGCUGCGGCUGCCGACGCAGCUGAAGAGCCAGCAGUCGUCGUCCCUCCUGCUCCAUCUACUGUUGCCGCUAGUCUACCUACUGCCCCCUCGGACAGCUAUGGCUCAGAGUUUCUGCGCGAGUCUCCACCAUGCGGCACUCGGUUCAGUCAGGCAAUGGCAACGGCGCCCGAGUUUCCGGUACGCUUUGCCCCACCCGCCGCGGAGGGUGUGCCGCUGCCCGAGGAGACCGUGCCAUAUAUGCCACCGCCCAUGGAUAUGAAACCCUAUCUGCGCGAAGAUUACCGUCCCAAGAGUCCGUUCGUGAGCGCCCUGACCACCGCACCUGAGCGUCCGUUCGAGGGACACUUCGAUCGGGACGUACCCAUCCAUUUGAUAGACCUGCCCACACCCAAGGAGCACUUGACAAUGGGCGAUGCGCUGUGCACGGCGCCCGAUCGCGGCUACACCCCACUGAAUCCCGAGAAUGCGACGCAGCGCAUUGACGAGGAGCAAAAGCAGCAGGAACUAAAAAAAUAUGAAUUUCAGGUGCUCGACCAUGAGGAGGAACUGGGCAUCAAGCCGCAGCCGCCAGAAUCUGUCGAAUACUACAGAACGGAGCCGCAGCAGCAGCGCAAAUCGUCAGCAUUUGCGGCAAUGCAAGCAUUCCAGCCGUCUCGCGAACCGCUUUCCUCCUCCAAUCCCAACACAGUCACAAACACGCCGCGCGCCUCCAUUGCCUCCCUGUCCAAAGAACAGACCGAUCUUGAGUACCAGAAGUACUGCAAGGCGCAGCAGCGCAAUCAAAAGCGACUCGACUACUAUCACAAAAAGGAAGAGGAGCUCCAGAGCCAGCAACACUCUCACAACCAGACACAGAUGAUCCAUCAACUGAAACAGCAACAACAUCAACAACAGCAACAACACAUUGAGACUAACUCGUCUAACUUGAACUCGAACUCGCUUGUUACCGCUUCCAAUGCGACUGCUUCCUCUAACUCCUCUUCCACAGUCCAACAGUCCACCAACAGCACCAGCACCAGCACCGCCAACUCCAACUCCAAAUCAGCUUACGUCGCCCAAGUAGAGACCCAGGCGCAGGUCCAGGCCAGCAGCCGGUCCUCCUUUUCAGCCACAACCGCCUCCAACCUGACAGCUGUAAAUACCGCUUAUAGUAAAUUCGAUGCCCACGAGCUAAUCGAGGAAACCGCCGAGGAGCUCGAGCACUCAGAGGUUUUAUUCCCGCCACCGUCCCCGCUCAGCCAUCUCAAGGGCAAAGCCGUACAGUCCGGCCUGCAUAAGGCGGACACCAUACCCAAAUAUCAGCGCAACUGGACAGUGCUGCCCACCCAGAGUCCCAUACGCACACCGGAGCCACAAGAGCUGCGCGACAAUGUCCCGCUUGCUUUCGUAGAUGCACCCAAGGCGCAAGCGCCCAGCAGCUCCGAGACUGUACAUAGACCCAUUGCCAAGGUUUCAACGGGGGGUACGACUGGGCCGGCGCCAACGGCUGCCCGCGGCUCGAUUGCCUCCCAGGGCAAGCCAACGGUGCAGCCGUCAGUGCCCAUCAUCAUAGAGGAUCGUUCGGGUCCAGUAACGAUGGCUUUUCAAUCACUAGAUGAGUACGAGCGGCCCGACCAUUCGCUGACGCCCACGCGGCCCUACACGCCCUCCUCGGUCUCGUCGAUGAUCAACAAGCCGGCACCGAUAAUUCCCUUCUACCAGACGACCGAGAAGCUCUGUUUCGACGAGUGCCCAGCGACGCAUGCGCGCGACUACGAUCAGGGCGCCGCCUCACCCUUUCCGGAUCGCGCACGCUCCCCGGCGCCCGGCCCUCCACCCAAUCCGCUCUCGGCCAUACGGGCGCCACGCAUGAAGGAGCCGGACUCAACGCUGCUCUCAGUCGCCGCCGGGCCACGCCUGCAGGCGGGCUCCAUAACGACCGGCCAGAGCUACCAGGGCCAGCUACUGGCACACUCGGAGCUCAGCACGCAGUCGGGUAGCCAAAGCUACAGCCAGCAACCGGAGACGCUCACCGAACGGAAGAUUGGCAAUCUCAGCGUACAGCAGCGGGAGCAAUCGUCGCUGCUGCAGCAGCAGCAACAGUCACAGCUGCAGAGUCAGACCAAGACCCAAAUAGGCAACACACAGAUCGAGCGCAGACGCAAGGUGACCGAGGAGUUCGAGCGCACCCAGAGCGCAAAGACCAUCGAGAUACGCACCGGCUCCCACUCGCAGUCCCAAGCCCAAUCACAAGCUCAGCUGCAGUCACAGUCUCAAGUGCAGUCUCAGGCUCAAUCGGAGUCGACGGAACGCCGUCAAUCCUAUGGUCGCACGGGCUAUGUGGCCAAUCAGGCGCGUCGCCUGUCUGGCCUGGAGCAGGAGAUCAGCAGCCUGACCAGCCAGUCGCAGGCCAUCAGCGCGAGGGCUUCCACGCUGGGCGAAAGCACCUUUCCCCAGCUGCGCUCGCCCACCUUUGAGGAUAGGUUUCCACUAAAACCGACGGCCGCUGAAGCCAUGACGCCCAGCUAUGCGGCUGGACUGGUCGCAGCCAAUAAGCUGCUAGGUCCACCGCCUGGAUUCAAGCAGCAGCAACAGCAGCAGUCCGCCUUCAAGUCCACGUCCGAGUCGGUCUCCAAUUCGCAGCAGCAGCUGCGCUCUCAUGCCAACAGCUCAUCACUCGCAUCAGCCUCAGCAAUUACAUCCGCAUCUGCAUCAUCAUCAGCAUCAAGGUCGGCGCAAGCCAGUCUAACCAAAGCUUCUGCUAUUACUACCACGACUAAUAAUCAAGCCUGCGCCGCCUACAGGGGCGCAGCAUCAGCUGCAGCCACUGGCAGCAGCCUAUCCGCUGCGCUGGCCAAGCUGCCAAAUAAAAAUGCUUCUAAUGCAGCUCAGACGGCGCCAAAGCCAACAAUUGCCGCCGCCGCUGCUCCGCCCGCGCCAGCUAGUUUUCCGCCCAAUAUAUGUGACUUGAACUCUAAUGUUGAUGGUUCCACAGGUGCUGGCGGCAAGAGCGGUGCCUUUGGCGCCACAUCGGCCCCGAAACGUGGACGCGGCAUUCUCAACAAGGCCGCCGGACCGGGCGUGCGCAUCCCGCUGUGCAACAGCUGCAAUGUGCAGAUCAGGGGCCCCUUCAUUACGGCUCUGGGCCGCAUCUGGUGCCCGGAUCACUUCAUUUGCGUGAACGGCAACUGUCGUCGUCCACUGCAGGACAUUGGCUUCGUUGAGGAGAAGGGUGAUCUCUACUGCGAGUACUGUUUCGAGAAGUAUCUGGCGCCCACCUGCAGCAAGUGCGCUGGCAAGAUCAAGGGCGAUUGCUUGAAUGCCAUUGGCAAGCACUUCCAUCCCGAGUGCUUCACGUGCGGCCAGUGCGGCAAGAUCUUUGGCAACACGCCCUUCUUCCUGGAGGACGGCAAUGCGUACUGCGAGGCCGAUUGGAACGAACUGUUCACCACCAAGUGCUUCGCUUGCGGCUUCCCCGUCGAAGCCGGCGACAGAUGGGUGGAGGCACUCAAUCACAACUAUCAUAGCCAAUGCUUCAACUGCACUUUCUGCAAACAAAACCUGGAGGGUCAGAGCUUCUACAACAAGGGCGGUCGUCCCUUCUGCAAGAAUCAUGCGCGCUAAGGUCGGAACAGAUCUUUAACGGCUCGACUUUGGACUUCAGGGAUCACGCACACUAACAACUACACCAACAACAACAACACCACCAACAACAACAACAACUCGAUUUACUAGCAACAACAGUUCUUAACUAAGCCCCAAGCGUAACAGUGAGCUGUUCGCAUAGCUUUUUAUUGCAAUUAUCAAAGUAAAUGAUGCCUAAUUAUUAUACUUAAUUUCCUUUUAAUUUGUUUUUUGAACUGUUAUCCUAAUUUUAAAUGAACGGAAAUGAAAAACUGCAAACGACACGAAAUCGAAUUAGAUACAACAGCAGCAGUCCAUAUAUCUCUCUCUCUAUAUAAAUAUAUAUAUAUAAAUAUAUAUAUAUAU
Messenger RNA from Drosophila novamexicana, 7201 nucleotides. RefSeq names its product PDZ and LIM domain protein Zasp (gene Zasp52). Gene Ontology annotation, molecular function: actin binding; muscle alpha-actinin binding. NCBI's taxonomy places the organism in Eukaryota, Metazoa, Arthropoda, Insecta, Diptera, Drosophilidae. Gene Ontology annotation, cellular component: Z disc; stress fiber; adherens junction. The coding region runs from base 590 to 6835 and encodes 2081 amino acids. The record is from RefSeq and is a predicted model, not a curated record. The transcript is spliced from 15 exons. Gene Ontology annotation, biological process: actin cytoskeleton organization; muscle structure development.